AUGGAUCCUUUAGUCAAUUCUGAGAACUCAUCGACUUUCCGCGAUAUACAGCCAGGAAACUUCAAUAUUGCGUAUAUGGACGACACAGGUGCCUCUGGAGACUACUUUACUGAUGCCCUUCGCCUCGGUAAUGCCACCGUCACUAAUUUCACUAUGGCUCUUGGAACCGACAUAACUGGCCAGCCGCCAAUCACUCCGGUUUGUGGUGUUGGUCCUAAUACAAACGGAAGCGAAGCCACUGUUUCAGGGGGAACUUAUGACAACCUGCCAUAUGCGCUAUGUGAUCGAGGUGUUAUCAACACCGUGGCCUAUAACCAUGAGUCCGAUGGAGAAGGGGGGUAUACUGUCCCUUGCAACCAAACAAAGGGGUAUUUCAAUUUCAAUUUUGGAGUCCCAUCUGGUCCCGUCAUCAGUGUUAAUGUUUCCGAGAUUGUUCUCCCGAUCCAGGGCGAGCUCGAUGUCUGCAAUCUUGGGUUUUUAUCAGGCACAGACUCGAUUGUGACUAUAGGGGCUACCUUUUUGAGGUCUGCAUAUGUGGUUUUUGAUUUCGUCAAUAUGCAGAUUGGUCUUGCUGCUGCUGGAAGUCCCACUACAUCAUCAAAUGUAGUUGCAUUUUCUAACUACGGCGCGGCCAUUCCUUCUUAUAAUGGCACCGGAAGCAUGUUCAUUUGGUUCAGUGACCUCAACUUCUUCGAGUUCCGUGGCCUCUUCGACUGA
Messenger RNA from Penicillium daleae, 717 nucleotides. Its product is annotated as aspartic peptidase domain-containing protein. The record is from RefSeq and is a predicted model, not a curated record. The coding region runs from base 1 to 717 and encodes 238 amino acids. The transcript is spliced from 4 exons. NCBI's taxonomy places the organism in Eukaryota, Fungi, Ascomycota, Eurotiomycetes, Eurotiales, Aspergillaceae. Gene Ontology annotation, biological process: proteolysis. Gene Ontology annotation, molecular function: aspartic-type endopeptidase activity.